UUUCCGUACAAAUAGUGCCUUAUAGUUUCUAAAAAUAACAAAAUAUCUUUUUUAUUAUUAAUCGCUUCAAAUGCACAAAUGUUGCGGCACAAAUCAAAGAAAAAUACCCCAACGGCGGGUGAACGGUCUGCAGCUUCCCCUGAACUGGUACCAGGUGGUCUGUUGGCUCGUCAUCGUAGCCACGGCGAUCGUAAACUUCGUCGUCCUUAUUAACAUACAAUUUUACGAGCUACGAUUGGCAUCCUUCGUGAUUUACGCCGUUUUGUAUUCGUGUCACUUGAUAUCGCACGUGGCUGCGCUGCUGCUGGAUCCGGCCGAGGAGGAUCUCCGAAAAAUGGAAUUGAACACCAUCCCCGAGUUCGACCGCUCCGUCCACGCCCACGUCAUAGAAAACGGAAGGUGCCACCUGUGCAACAUAAACACUAGCAACAAGAAGACUAAACACUGCGGCCUCUGUAAUAAAUGUGUCUACCACUUCGAUCACCACUGUAAAUGGCUAAACAACUGCGUGGGGAGAAGAAAUUAUACGGCGUUCGUGAUAUGCGUCGCUUCGGCUCUUCUGCUGUCGAUCUAUACUACCUCAUUAUGUAUAAUAGAUGUUAUAUUUUUCCUCACUAACAUGGGUCACCUGAGCAAAUACGUACAGAACUACAUCGCAUGCCCGAUGAUACCUAAGUUUCUUAUUACCAAAUACUGUCCGAGAUCAGUAGCGUUCCUAACUUUUUUAAUAUUGCUAGGCUUGUGCGGUUUUGUGAUCGCGUGUGCUCUGCUGCAUUUGCUGUGUUUUCAUAUUUACAUAGCGGUUUUAGGAGUUUCGACGUACGAAUAUAUCGUCCAAAACAGUAAUCAAGACGCGCAGCACAAGUGUAAUAUGGGAAAGUUUUAUUUUAUUAAGAAAAAAAGCAAGGAGCCGGCCAGUAGCGGCCCCAAUGAGAACGUAUCUGUGAUAGAUUCCGGUGUUAGCAACUUGAUAAGUAUCUUGAUCAAUAAGGAAAUCGUCAAAGCCAAGAACAAGUACGGACCAGACCGUAACAAAAUUUACCCCGGCGACGAAAACAUUAUAAGCUAACAAACCUGAGCCAUGUUAAAUGAUUGAGACCAAAGUUUUUUUUAAAUAUUUUUUGCAAUAUAUGUGUAAUUUAUA
Aricia agestis (brown argus) is the source of this 1144-nucleotide messenger RNA. RefSeq names its product palmitoyltransferase ZDHHC11. The record is from RefSeq and is a predicted model, not a curated record. Bases 71 to 1069 code for a protein of 332 amino acids. Gene Ontology annotation, biological process: peptidyl-L-cysteine S-palmitoylation; protein targeting to membrane. Gene Ontology annotation, cellular component: Golgi apparatus; endoplasmic reticulum. Lineage: Eukaryota; Metazoa; Arthropoda; Insecta; Lepidoptera; Lycaenidae. Gene Ontology annotation, molecular function: protein-cysteine S-palmitoyltransferase activity. The transcript has a single exon.